AAGUCUUUGCUUUGUACACUGUUGCUACAAAAUAUGACUUUUAAUUCAUGUGUCGACUCAUGAUGAGGUCUGAUUACAAUGCAUAUGAGUCAGACGUCACAAGAUUGGAUCGCGCGAGAACUUCAGGCCUACGCAUCGCGAGACUCGCGCAGCACUACCAGAGGAGUCCCUCAGAAAGAUGGCGGCGCCGCCAGAAGAAGAAAGCUUGGAGUCUCGCAUCAACAAAGCUACAAAUCCUCUAAACAAAGAUGCAGACUGGGAUAGCAUCCGAGCCUUCUGCGAUCAACUCAACAAUGAAGUGGAGGGUCCUCAGCUGGCCACCAGGCUUCUGGCUCACAAGAUCCAGUCGCCUCAGGAGUGGGAGGCCAUGCAGGCCCUGAUGGUGCUGGAGACCUGUAUGAAGAACUGUGGGAAGAGGUUCCACAGUGAGGUGGGCAAGUUUCGCUUCCUCAACGAACUCAUCAAGGUGGUGUCUCCUAAGUACCUGGGGUCCCGGGCCCCUGAGCAGGUGAAGAAGAAGGUGCUGGAGGUCAUGUACAGCUGGACUAUAGGGUUGCCAGAUGAGACCAAGAUCGCUGACGCCUACCAGAUGCUAAAGAAACAGGGCAUUAUCAAACAUGACCCAGUCCUUCCUGAUGACAUGCCCCUCCCACCACCGCCUCCUAGAGCCAAAAAUGCCAUCUUUGAGGAUGAAGAGAAAUCAAAGAUGCUCUCUCGGCUGUUAAACAGCUCUCACCCUGAAGAUCUGAGAGCAGCCAACAAGCUCAUCAAGGAGAUGGUACAGGAGGACCAGAAGCGCAUGGAGAAGGUAUCGAAGCGUGUCAACGCCAUACAGGAAGUGAAGGAGAGCGUGAGCCUGCUGACACAGCUGCUGGCAGACUACAGUAAGGAGAGCGUCUCCCAGAGCAACGAGGAUCUCAUCAAGGACCUGUAUCGGCGCUGUGAGAAGAUGAGACCCACACUUUUCAGACUGGCCAGUGACACGGAGGACAACGACGAGGCCCUGGCGGAGAUCCUGCAGGCCAAUGACAGCCUGACGCAGGUCAUCAACCUGUACAGGCAGCAGGUGAAGGGGGAGGAGGUGAACGGGGACAGCGGUGCCACACCUCAGCUCACAGGAAGCAGCACGGCCCUUCUGGACCUGACAGGAUUGGACACCUCACCCCCGGAUGCACCCUCUAUCCCAGAAUUCUCCCCUCAGGGGAGCAGUCCACUAGCGGCGUCCCAGGAGGUGGGCAUCAACCUUCUGGAUGAUGAGCUCAUGUCACUAGGUCUGAAUGAGGUCACCCCCAACUCUAACUCGGCCUCCCAGUCUGCAGAAAGCUCUGCCUGGAACGCCUUUCAGUCCUCCGAGAGCGUGGACACGGACGCUCCCGCCGUCCUGCUGCAGCCCGCGGUGACCACGCCCCCGCAGGCCCCGCCCGGCGACGCCCCGCCCGGCAACAAGGCUCUGGAGGAGCUGGACCUCCUGGGGAAAACCCUACUGCAGCAGUCCCUGCCCCCGGAGAGCCUGCAGGUUAAAUGGUCCAAGCAGGAGCCUCAGGUCAAACCUACGCUGAGGGACCUCCAGCACAAGUCCAAUCCCAGCCCGAGUCCCAGCCCCAUCCCGGCCUUCUCCACCGAGGCUCUCCUCAACCCCCAGCCCGGCCUCGCCCCGGGGCUGUCCCCUGCACCCCCCUCCGAAAUCUCACUGACUGAUGUGACUGUGCCCCUGGAGUCCAUCAAGCCCAGCAACCUGCUGCCGGUGACGGUGUUCGACAGACACAGUUUGCGGGUGCUGUUCCACUUUGCGCGGGACUGCCCCCCCUCUCGGCCCGACGUGCUGGUGGUGGUCAUCUCCAUGCUCUCCUCCGCCCCCAUCCCCGUCACCAGCAUCCGCUUCCAGGCGGCUGUUCCCAAGGUGAUGAAGGUGAAGCUGCAGCCCCCCUCAGGGACGGAGCUCCCAGCCUUCAACCCCAUCCUCCCCCCUGCAGCCAUCACUCAGGUCCUGCUGCUGGCCAACCCUCACCAGGAAAAGGUGCGGUUGCGAUACAAGCUUACCUUCACUCUGGGUGAAGAAGCCCACGAUGAAUCUGGUGAUGUAGAACAGUUCCCCCCUCCAGAGACCUGGGGGAAACUUUAGUGAAAUGGACCGACUUCCUGUCACAUGACCAGCUGUUUCCUACAUGUCCUGCCUCUUCUCAUCUUGUGUUCUCCCCCUGUCUGUACCAGCCCACCUGUGUGAAUUCAGCCCUUUUAUUUUAAAUCAUUCCAAUAGUUUUUCAGUCCUAAAAUCAAACACCUCCACCUCUGUUCCCCAGUAUAUACUAUUUUAAUGAACUGUAAAUUGCAAAUUAAAACAUUUCAAUGACUUGUGGGAGCAAGGCAGGCCUUUUACAUUGAAACUGAGUAUACUGUACACUAUACUGUCAUUUAUACUAGUAUAGUACAAAGUAAUGUAUUGGUGUCUGUUUUUAUUAUCAGUGAGGGACAGAUAGUUUGGCAAAUGAAUGUUUCACGAUUAUGAUUUAGGAAGCAGUGGUGUGGUCUAAUUGGCAAAGUGGGCGAUUGGGUCUAACCUAUGACAUAAUGAAGUUAUUUUUUUACCGUGACAUUAACACAGUAAUUGGCUCAUUACAUCUUCAAUCAAAGGGAGCACCUUUUACAUCUGCUGUAGCCCAAGUGAUUUUGUUUUCAUUUGCGUAAUGAAACGUUUCCCUGUCGGUUGAGUAACGCAGCCAUUUUGCAUUUUAGUAUGUUGUGUAAAUGCAUGUCUGAUACUUUCCCUAUGUGAAACCUUUACCUUCUUCCCCUUUUAUGUUUUGUUGUGUCGAACCAAACCUCCACCCACCUUUCACCUUUUUAUUUUGCACAGAAAACCCUUCCCUUUGUUCCUGAACUGAUACCUACUGCUGUGGUCAUGCACAGUGGAAAAACGUAUUCAGUGCUUCAUCCACAAAUCGUCCACACUGAAGUCUUGUUUAAUCUGCCGUAUGUGCCUAUUCUGACGCUAAAUUUUGUUACUUACACACCCAUCUUUUCUGUAUAUAUUUUUUGGUCAUUAAAUUUAUAUCCUGUUUGGGAGUUCUCAGUAUGGCAGUUUGUCAAAGUCCAGUUGAAGUACUGUGUUUUUUUUGAAUAGUUAUGGGCAGUUGUGUGUCAGGAAAGAGGAAGUAAAUCUUACUACAUACAGUACAUAUUGUUUGCGUGUGAAAAGAUUUAUUCAUUUUUUCCUUGAGGUGGGUGGUUCCUGGUCAAAUUUAGCUUUUCUUUUUCUUUGAAGUUUAUCGCUUUCGCUUUAUCGCAGAUGUCCUGGGCAGAAUCCUUCCUUCUGCCCAGAACAUUGCCGUGGGAGAUCCACCCUUGUAGCCAGAGGAGAUAAUUUAUUCUACAGCACUCCUGGCCCGAGCGGUGUAAAGCCAGUGUUAUCAGCAUGUUUAGACACAACCCACAUGGACAACCACAGCCUCCCACCCCAGCUCUGACUCUGUAAAUACUGUCAGCAUUGCAAUUAUGUACAUAUGCCAAAAGAAACACAAAUGUGCAGAGGACUGGCGAACAUGCAGUGCAAAUAUGUAUUUAAGGGGAAAUAAAGUUAUUCUUUCUCUUGGGGUUUCA
Messenger RNA from Conger conger (European conger), 3597 nucleotides. It is a transcript of the gene gga1, whose product is annotated as golgi-associated, gamma adaptin ear containing, ARF binding protein 1. NCBI's taxonomy places the organism in Eukaryota, Metazoa, Chordata, Actinopteri, Anguilliformes, Congridae. The transcript is spliced from 18 exons. Gene Ontology annotation, molecular function: small GTPase binding; phosphatidylinositol binding; ubiquitin binding. Gene Ontology annotation, biological process: intracellular protein transport; vesicle-mediated transport. Bases 179 to 2122 code for a protein of 647 amino acids. Gene Ontology annotation, cellular component: trans-Golgi network. The record is from RefSeq and is a predicted model, not a curated record.